AUGGCUAGUUAUGGAGGUAUUGUUAGGAUAAACAAGGCUAGUUAUGGAGGAAAUCUUUCCCUUAACAAAUCAACAACACAAAGCAGCAAUUAUAGUGUAGACGAAAAUUCUCCAAUUGUACACACAUCUGGGAAUGCUGUGGAUGGCAAAACGAGUCAACAGUUGGACCAGAAGUCAUGUGUACAUCAGGCUGAGGGACAAACUGAAGUAUGGUGGAGAGUAGACCUACAGAAAGAAGUCACGAUAGAAAACGUCGAGAUAUAUUAUAGGGAAGAAAAUAGUUGGACUGUAUGGAAAGAUCGAUUUGCUGGAUACGAGGUGUAUCUUUCAAACACAACCGCGAGACGUCGUGAAGAUCGCUGUUUCAUCGAUGAAUCACAGAGUGUCAACGAAAUCGAAAGUCAUGUCAACCACAGUGAAUGUAAUGGUACAGCACAGUACGUGACGAUAUACAACCACAGGGAAUCACCUAAACGACAAUCGUGGUAUAGUAAUGACGCCCUUCUGGAACUGUGUGAAGUAAAGGUGUAUGGUAAAUAG
This is a messenger RNA of Pecten maximus, 540 nucleotides long. RefSeq lists its product as uncharacterized. The transcript has 3 exons. Lineage: Eukaryota; Metazoa; Mollusca; Bivalvia; Pectinida; Pectinidae. The record is from RefSeq and is a predicted model, not a curated record. The coding region runs from base 1 to 540 and encodes 179 amino acids.